Molecule: messenger RNA, 1766 nt
Organism: Coffea arabica (coffee)
Lineage: Eukaryota; Viridiplantae; Streptophyta; Magnoliopsida; Gentianales; Rubiaceae
Product: calcium/calmodulin-regulated receptor-like kinase 1
Biological process (GO): protein phosphorylation
Molecular function (GO): protein kinase activity; ATP binding
Source: RefSeq, a predicted model, not a curated record
GUAGUGGCCAACCUAAACAGAUCAAACUCCUCUCUCUCUCUCUCUCUCUCUCUCUUAAAACUCCGCAAAGAUUCCUUUCUCCUUCCCUCAACUUUCACAUUUUCUCAUCCAGUUUUCGAUUUCUUUCAACCCUUUUCGUCUUUUCCUUUCUCUUUUUUUUUUUACCAGAAACAAAACCAAAGAGAAAAUCAAAUAUUUGGAGUGGUGGGUGGUUGGAGAAGUUGUUUAACAUAGCAAGUACUAAUUAGUAACUGCUGCAACUUUCAUUGCUGAUAAUCACCAACUGGAGAAAAGGUGGGUCGAUGGAAAAAAUCUUAGGUAGGAUAUAUUAGAACGAGCAAAGAGAUGAAAGCCGAGUCGUCUGGGUUAAUCAUUGGGAUUUCGAUAGUGGUGAUUGGAGUGCUUUUGGCUAUAGGUGGAUUUUUCUGCUUUUUGUACCACAGGAAACGAUCACAGAUAGGUAAUAGCAGUUCUAGAAGGGCAGCAACGAUCCCAAUUCGUCAAAAUGGUAUUGAUUCUUGCACAGCAUUAUCAGAUUCAUCGGUUGGUACAGAGUCUCCAAAGACUAGUAUAAAUAAUGGCAUUUCCUUCUGGCUUGGAGGACUCAAGAAGGCUAAUAUCAUUUCUGCAUCUGGUAUUCUGGAGUACUCUUACAAGGAUCUCCAGAAAGCAACUGUCAAUUUUACAACGUUAAUUGGACAAGGGUUUGGUCCUGUUUAUAAAGCUCAGAUGUUAACUGGUGAGACUGUUGCUGUUAAGGUACUCGCAACUGAUUCUAAGCAAGGCGAGAAAGAAUUCCAUGCUGAGGUUAUGUUACUUGGAAGGUUACAUCACAGGAAUCUUGUAAAUUUGGUUGGCUAUUGUGCAGAAAAGGGCCAGCGUAUGCUUAUCUAUGUAUACAUGAGUAGAGGCUGUUGCUCUCAUUUGUACAGUGAAGAGCUUGAACCUUUGAGCUGGGAGUUGAGGGUUCAAAUUGCGCUGGAUGUUGCAAGGGGCUUGGAGUAUCUACAUGAUGGGGCAGUUCCUCCUGUGAUACACCGUGACAUUAAAUCUUCCAAUAUUCUGUUGGAUGAGUCCAUGAGGGCAAGGGUGGCUGAUUUUGGGCUUUCAAGGGAAGAAAUGGUCAGCAAGCACGUGUCAAAUAUUCGGGGAACUUUUGGAUAUCUUGACCCUGAAUAUAUAUCAACAAGGGCCUUUACUAAGAAAAGCGAUGUUUAUAGUUAUGGCGUGCUGCUAUUUGAACUUGUUGCAGGAAGAAAUCCGCUUCAAGGACUAAUGGAAUAUGUGGAACUAGCGGCUAUGAAUACUGAAGGAAAUGUUGGUUGGGAAGAAAUUGUUGAUUCUCGUCUUGAUGGGAAAUAUGAUUUGCAAGAGCUGAAUGACGUGGCAACUCUGGGAUUCAAAUGUGUAAAUCGCGCUCCUAAAAAACGGCCCUCCAUGAGGGACAUUGUACAGGUACUGUCACGGGUUAUCAAGUUGAGAAAUCAGAGGAAGCAUCACAAGAAAUCUUUGUCUGCUACAGCAGAUGAGGUUACAAUCAACAUUGAUCAAUCAACCCAUCGAAGUCCUAUGUCUGGACAUCGGCGCAUGGAAUCUGUGGAGAGCACCGCUGACUCCUGUGAAGUGUAGCCGACACCUUUUUAUGGUGGUUUUUUUUUCCCGUUUGUUUUGACCUGUAAAGUAUGUGUUUGAUAGAUAGGAAUGGACGAGUCCUCUCUUGACUUGUGAUUUCACUGUAACAUAACAGCCCCAUCUUUCGCUUCUUC